AGCACCGCAGCAGUAACCAUACUAAUAUGGCAUCUCCUCCACUUCCAUCUCUUCUCAAACCGAAUCAAAUGACCUCCAGUGGAAAACCCAUUACCAGAACUGUAAGAAUUCCUGCCGAUGUCAUCUUAACCCAGAAAAAAACCCGCCAAAACAUCCAAGAAACCCAACAACUACAUGCCCAAUUGAUUGUUUCUGGCCGUCUCAAUCGCCACCCAACCGCCACCAAAAAGCUGAUCGAGUCCUAUGCUCUGAUACCCCAUAUCCCAUAUGCCUACUCUGUUUUCAAAUCCAUUAAUUCACCAAAUAUCUUUAUGUACAACACCAUGAUCAGAUACUUUAUACUGGGUAACCAUCCAUUUCGUUCAGUUUUUCUCUAUCAAGGAAUGUUAUCAGAUGGCUUAGUCCCUGAUAAUCAUACUUAUACGUUUGUUCUCAAGGCCUGUUCUAAGACUAGUUCACUCUUUGAAGGUAAACAAGUGCAUUGUCAGAUAAUCAAGACUGGACUGAAACCGUCACUUACAACUACUCACAUUCACAGUUCUCUGAUUCACAUGUAUGCAAAUGCAAAUGAUCUGUGUUCAGCAGAGUGUGUUCUGCUGGAAUUCUCUGAGUAUGAUAGAAACGAGAAUACACUUGUUAUGAAUUCGAUGCUAACAGGCUACAUGAGAAAUGGUUGGGUGGAGAAUGCCAGACAGUUGUUUGAGAGAAUGUCUGUGAAGGAUGAUGCUUCUUGGAGUGUGAUGAUAUCUGGGUUUGUUCAAAAUAGUAUGAAUGUGGAGGCAUUGGGCAUCUUUCAGGAGAUGAUUGUAUCCGGUACACCACUACCGAAUGAAUCGGCACUGGUUAGCUCGCUAUCUGCCUGCGCGCAGUUGGGGGCAUUGAACCAAGGGAGAUGGAUACACGCGUAUGUCAAACGGUCUAGAAUUAAGCUUAGUGUCAGGUUGUGUACUGCUCUGGUUGACAUGUAUGCCAAGUGUGGCAGCAUUGAUAUUGGAUACCAAGUCUUCGAGAAGAUGCCCAGAAGAGAUGUUGUCGCAUGGGGAGUCAUGAUUUCAGGUUUUGCCAUGCAUGUGAGAGCUAACGAAUGUUUCAAGCUUUUUGACGAGAUGGUUUCUGAAGGUUUAUAUCCUAAUGCAAUCAUCUUUGUUUCCAUAUUGUCAGCUUGCUCCCAUGCUGGAUGUGUGGAAGCAGGGUGCUACUAUUUUGAUAGACUGUCACGUGAAUUUGGGAUCAAACCUUCGAUUGAGCAUUACGGAUGCAUGGUAGAUCUGCUAGGGCGAGCUGGGCAGUUGGCAGAAGCUGAAGAAUUGAUUGUAUCGAUGCCGGAGAAGCCGAAUGCAAUUAUAUGGGGUGCAUUGCUGGGUGCUUGCAGAACCCAUAAGGACUUGAGGAGAGGGGAACGUGUGUUCAGGCAAUUGAUUGAGCUGGAACCAAGGUCUGGUGACCGGUAUAAGCUGGCUGGACACAUGUUCACUGCCACUGGAGAGGAGGAGGAUGCAAUGAAGGUCAGGAAGUUGAUCAAGGGGAAAGAACUGCAAACCACACGAGGGUGUAGUUACAUUGAAAUAGAUGGGAUAGUGCAUGAGUUUAUGGCGGGUGACAUCAAUCACUGUGAGGCUAGACAGAUAUAUUUGAUGUUGGAGGAGUUGAAAAACAGAAUUGAGAAGGUUGGUUUUGUUGUAAGUGGGGAGGGAGUGGUGGAUUUGGAGGAGGAGAAAGAGGAGGCACAUUGAGAUUGAGAAGACUCAGUGAGAGGAUGGCCAUAGCUUAUGGUCUCCUAAGAAGAAGCCAAAUACUCCCCGAUAAGGGUGAUCAACAACUUGAGGGUAUGUGGGGUUUAUCCAUCAAAUUUAUAUCUGAGGAGUUCAAGGGGGAAAUUGUCCUUUGAGAUAGAAAUGGCUUCCGUGUGUUCACUGGUGGUGAGUGUUCAUGCAAGGAUUAGUGUUGAUGGUAGGUAAUGCUUGUCUGAACAUUUAAUGCCUAAUUGUUGCUUGAAAAAUAGAAAAUAAGUGAGAUAUUCUACAAGAAAGUUUGUUUC
Molecule: messenger RNA, 2038 nt
Organism: Macadamia integrifolia
Lineage: Eukaryota; Viridiplantae; Streptophyta; Magnoliopsida; Proteales; Proteaceae
Product: pentatricopeptide repeat-containing protein ELI1, chloroplastic-like
Exons: 1
Coding region: 27-1733 (568 amino acids)
Biological process (GO): RNA modification
Molecular function (GO): protein binding; RNA binding
Source: RefSeq, a predicted model, not a curated record